AUGCAGACUGACAAAGCUGGUGCUGCUGCUGCUGCUGCUGCUGCUGCUGCUGCUAUUGAGGCGGGUGAGGCUGCUGCGGCGGACCAGCGGGCCCCCUGCGGCAGCAGCAGCAGCAACGGCAGCGGCAGCAGCAGCAGCCACAGCAGCAGCAGCCACAGCAGCAGCAACGGCAGCAGCAGCGCAAACGGGGGCUCUGAAGAGAAGCCUCAACCCGCAGCAGCAGCAGCAAAGGCAGCAGGAGCAGCAAAAGCAGCAGCAGCGGCCAGGCUAGAGGUGCAGCAGCAGCAAACCAUUACAGCGGGGCAUGCGAGACGCCGCAAAACAACAGCAGCAACACCUAGCAGCAGCAGCAGCAGCAGCAGCAGCAGCAAAACCUCCAAGCGCGUCGCGCAGCUUGAGGCAACAGUGAAACGACUAGAAGCGGAGGUGGCAUCUCUAUUGGAGGAGAUAGCAAACCAAGGAGACUCCAGCCUUCAAUAA
Eimeria tenella is the source of this 480-nucleotide messenger RNA. RefSeq lists its product as uncharacterized. Lineage: Eukaryota; Apicomplexa; Conoidasida; Eucoccidiorida; Eimeriidae. Bases 1 to 480 code for a protein of 159 amino acids. The record is from RefSeq and is a predicted model, not a curated record. The transcript is spliced from 2 exons.